AUGUCGGCGUCACAGGUGGAUCCUCGCGACAGAACGAGGGCCAGAGAUGUUAGCAAAGUGACUCGAGGCGAGCAAGCUCCGAGGCCUGCUCAUGAAUACGGCACCGUUUCCCCUCCCCCUCCUCCCUCUUCAACCGAUCAUAUCAAUAUUAACACCAACAAGAACAAGGAGGAAAAGUCAGGGAAACCACAAACUGAUUACCAAACGCGACACUGCUAUGUCAGAUACGUGGACUAUCAUCGGUGCAUUCUGCAGAAGGGCAAAAAAGACCCUGAAUGCGAGAAGCUUGAAACGUAUUAUAGGAAGCUCUGUCCUACCGAAUGGGUUUCGAAGUGGGACGAAGAGAGAGAAGGUGGAGCUUUCCCUGGCGACGUUUAGGAAGAAGCAGGCGUUUUCCUAGUGGGAACGUCACAUAUCAACGAGCCCUUUUGAAAGAUCCUGACUCUGUUUAUUGGGGUCUGACACGAAAAUUGGAUAAUAC
Neltuma alba is the source of this 481-nucleotide messenger RNA. RefSeq names its product putative cytochrome c oxidase subunit 6b-like. NCBI's taxonomy places the organism in Eukaryota, Viridiplantae, Streptophyta, Magnoliopsida, Fabales, Fabaceae. The record is from RefSeq and is a predicted model, not a curated record. The transcript is spliced from 3 exons. The coding region runs from base 1 to 378 and encodes 125 amino acids. Gene Ontology annotation, cellular component: mitochondrion; respiratory chain complex IV.